Messenger RNA from Astyanax mexicanus (Mexican tetra), 8547 nucleotides. RefSeq names its product guanine nucleotide-binding protein G(q) subunit alpha-like. The transcript has 7 exons. The record is from RefSeq and is a predicted model, not a curated record. NCBI's taxonomy places the organism in Eukaryota, Metazoa, Chordata, Actinopteri, Characiformes, Acestrorhamphidae. Gene Ontology annotation, molecular function: G-protein beta/gamma-subunit complex binding; G protein-coupled receptor binding; guanyl nucleotide binding. Bases 1418 to 2497 code for a protein of 359 amino acids. Gene Ontology annotation, cellular component: heterotrimeric G-protein complex. Gene Ontology annotation, biological process: action potential; phospholipase C-activating dopamine receptor signaling pathway; adenylate cyclase-modulating G protein-coupled receptor signaling pathway.
CCACGGCGAUAGACGCGAUUCAGAGGCUAUAACGGAGGCAGGGCUGUGAUGAGCUAAGAUUUGAAGAUUUCUGCACGGGGUUUUCCCCCUCCGUUAAUUAGCUAAAUUAGAAGAAGCUUUUCUCUGAUAGAUUUGCGGUUUUUCUACGACACAGGAUUGGGUCUUAUUGGCGUAUAUUUGUUUUUUGGGUGCAGAUGCGGUAGCUAGCUAGCUGGUUAGCCUGUGUGAUUUUUUUUUUAGCUAGCCUGCUGCUGGCUGUAUCUGGUUUGUAUUGGAGCUGAAAGCAAAUGUUUGCUAACGGCGCCUCCGCCCGCUGAUCACCGCGGUAACGUUAGCUGCGGCGGUGGACGGAGCGGAGCGGCUAGCACGGGCGGCGUUGAUUAGCUAAUCUGCACUGUCAUGUUUUACUCCGUUCUGUCGUUCUUCGCCAUCUGUUGUUAACUGGUCGUUUAGCUAACCGUCUAGCGUGUCGGUUAGUUGGCUAGCUGAUGGACAGUUUUGCGGGCGGUCUGUGUCACUACUCGGGCGCCGUUUGGUCUUGGUAUUGGGGCGGUUAGCUAAGCUAGUUAGCACAACUUAGCACGGAUGUCGUGGCAGGCAGGCUUGUCCCGUCCAUACCGGGACUGAAGCUGCUUAGCUGGGCUUUGGGGCAUCAAAUCAACGGCGGGGGAGAAGUUAAUUUCAGCCUGGGCGGUGGAGAGCAGGACUAGCUUGGUUAGCUAACGCUAAGCUAUUUGCUUUCGAUUUAAUGAGCGACGGAGCGACAAGAGCUGCACCUUCACUACUAGCUAUCCUUCGUGCUAGGUUGGCUAGCUAACUAGUUAACUAAACCAGAUAGCUUAGGUAGCUAACUAGCUUACUAGCUAGCGAUAGCUAAACACUGCAUUGGUUUAUCAGCUGGCUAGCUUGACACUACAUUCGACCUAGGUUUGUUAGCUAACUAGCUAAGCUAUCCAAUAGAUUGCUAAGCUAGCUAGUUAGCUAUAACUAUAUGUAUUAACUAGGUUACCCUUGCUAAAACGUAUACGCUAGAUACUUAUUAACCUAGCUAGCGGUUUUACCUUCUCAUUAGAUAACUACUAAACAGCCAGGGCCCUAGCUGGCUAACGAAUGCUUGCUAGCCAACAACUAACCAAGCUAACUAUCUAGCUAAGUUUGCUAGCUAAUUAACCAAAGGCCCUGCGGUUUAUUCUCAUUAUUCUCAGAUUCAUAUCGAAAGGCCUCUGAGGUCUAGCCUAAUAGUACCACUAGCUAACUGGCUACAGCAGUUAGCUAGCUUUAUUGUCAGAGUCCGCUUUUUUUCCCGUUUCGAAACAAUCUGAAAAAGGGGGUGAGACCCUGUCAGAGCACAGUCUCCGUGUGUUUAAACAGAGGGAAUUGUAGCUAACUAGAUAGCUAUCUUAAAAACACUACGGCGAUGACACUGGAGUCCAUGAUGGCUUGCUGCCUGAGUGAGGAGGCCAAGGAGUCGAAAAGAAUCAACGCUGAGAUCGACAAGCAGCUUCGCAGAGACAAGCGAGAUGCGAGGAGAGAGCUGAAGCUCCUGCUGCUGGGCACCGGUGAGAGCGGCAAGAGCACAUUUAUCAAACAGAUGCGCAUCAUCCACGGCUCAGGCUACACUGAUGAAGAUAAGCGCAGCUUCACCAAGCUCGUCUACCAGAACAUCUUCACCUCCAUGCAGGCCAUGAUCCGUGCCAUGGACAACCUCAAAAUCCAGUACAAGUACGAGCAAAACAAGGCCAAUGCAUUACUGGUGCGAGAAGUUGAUGUGGAGAAGGUGUGCUCGUUUGAUCAGCCCUACAUCAACGCAAUAAAGAUGCUGUGGGCCGACCCUGGCAUCCAGGAGUCCUACGAUCGCAGGAGAGAGUACCAGCUGUCGGACUCCACCAAAUAUUACCUUGGGGAUUUAGAGCGCAUAUCCAUCACAGGGUACGUGCCCACUCAACAGGACGUGCUGAGGGUCCGAGUGCCCACCACUGGCAUCAUAGAGUACCCUUUUGAUCUGGAGAAUAUAAUCUUCAGGAUGGUGGAUGUAGGAGGGCAGAGGUCAGAGCGCAGGAAGUGGAUCCACUGCUUUGAGAAUGUGACGUCAAUCAUGUUCCUGGUUGCCCUGAGCGAGUAUGACCAGGUCUUGGUGGAGUCCGAUAACGAGAAUCGAAUGGAGGAAAGCAAGGCCCUCUUCCGGACGAUAAUCACCUACCCCUGGUUCCAGAACUCCUCCGUCAUUCUGUUCCUCAACAAGAAGGACCUGCUGGAGGAAAAGAUUAUGUACUCUCACCUGGUCGAUUACUUCCCUGAAUUUGAUGGUCCACAGAGAGAUGCGCAGGCGGGGCGCGAGUUCAUCCUGAAGAUGUUUGUGGACCUGAAUCCGGACAGCGACAAAAUCAUCUACUCUCACUUCACCUGCGCCACAGACACGGAGAACAUCCGCUUCGUCUUCGCCGCCGUCAAAGACACCAUCCUGCAGCUCAACCUUAAAGAGUACAACCUGGUGUGAGGCAAGGAUCCAGAUGGAGGGAUGCCUGCAGCCCAGGCAGAAUCUGAUUUUUAUGUACCCCACACACACACACACACACACACACACACACACACACACACACACACCACACACACAUGCGCACACACACCAGACAAACGCACACACUUGCAUUCAAACACACUCUUAACAUAAUCAGAGACUGACACAGCCCUACUCUUUACAGGCACAGAUGUUUGGUAUUUGUAGUUCUUUUCUUUGGCCGUUGUUGUCAUUCUGGCAGUGUUAUCAGUUGCUGCAGGAAGAUGCAGGCUCUUGCCUUCUCCCAUCAGCUGAUAACUCUUCUUCUGCCCGUCCCUUCUGAAGCAGAUUAAUUAAUUAAGCUUCUCGGACGGAAGGGCUGACGGAAGGGGCGGUCGGACUGCGCGUGUCUGUGGUCGACAGGGUCCUAGUUUGCACUGUAGCCGAGUUGCAGGUGAGAACUGAGGUGGGAACAUUGUCCAAAAGGAGGAGACCCUGACCUUAAAUGUUAAAGUAGAGCGGGGACUGCAUACGGAAUGCUGGUGGGACAUUGUUGGCACAGGGGGGAGAUCCUAGCAGGGCAUUGGCUGCAGGUUUUCUGCAUGCCUUUUCUCCAAGGCUAAGCUUCAGCUAAACUUCACUUGUAUCCUUGAAUGUACCUUGGCAUGCUUUUGGAAUCAAAUGAGUGUUAACUGAUGACAUCUCAUGGAGAACGGCAGAGACCGUGUGCAUUGAUUAUUGAUUUGUUUUUAUUUUUUUCUUUCAUUUUUAUAUAUUACAAAUGAUGAAUGGAUUUCUUGCGACUACAAUAUAAACACUACUGCUGCACUCCAAGAAGCAAUGGUUCCUCACAAACCAUGUGGUAAUUAAUAAUAAUGUUCCCUCUUAAUAUAGGGGGAUAGAUGAUAAUUCGGGUCAUGUGUUUUUUUUUUUUUUUUUUUUUUUUUUCUUCUUCUUUCCAUUUUCUUUUUUUUUUCUUUUAUUGUUAAAAACAAGAUUCAACAUAUUAAAUCAACAGAUUUUCUCCUAACUGUUUGCUUUGAUAACUUGCAGUAGGCGUCCUCCUCCAUCUGUACCAUUUGCCAAAUUUACAUUGACUUAGAUGUUUCUGAAGCACAUGUUUCUGCCAGUAUUGGUUGCAUUACUCGGUACAGUUGAAGGAACAACAUGAACAUUUAAUGAAGUUUGCGAAAAACAAAUUUGUACUUUAUGUAUGUUUACAUACAUUGUUAAGAAACUCUGGCUCGAGAUGAUUAAUAUAAUAAUAAUAAUAAUAAUAAUCCAGGUGUUAUUUUUGCCACAUAGUAUCUAUUAUUAAGACAUCUAUUAUUCUGUGUUCUAGUUGUUGAAUACUGUUAUAUUAAUGCAGUGCAUCAUGCUUAUGAAUUAAUUUCAUGGUUGAUUUGAAUAGAUAGAUGAAGGUAAUCUCAAAAGGCGAUAUUUGUACAGAGAAAGUAAGAAAAAGAAGAAGCAGCAGGAGUAGAGCAGGAAUCUUUAAUCAUGAAUCAUAAAAGCUACAAGCUACAUCACCCCUAUCGUGACUUUUAAUAACUCUAAUAAUAAUAAAACUGCUGGUUCCAUGUCGAACAUUUUUUUUUCUUCUUCAGCCCAUGUAGUUCUACACAACACAACAACAGUGUGCUGUUUAAGGUGAAAUCAAUCAUUUUUUUUAUUUAUGUAAUUUAUGGACCAGAUAAACAUAUAAUAUUAAUAAUGGAACUCUCUGGUUUCCCCCUGGAGAUUCUUUGAAAUUGUUUAAGGCAGGGGGUGCAGAGUCUGUACUGCUGUAAAAAUCUAUUGCCUAGUGAUUUUACUUUUCUUUUUCUUUUUUUCAGUAUUUUGUACAUGGUUGUCGCGGUUAUGUUCAUGCUAAGAUCUUUUUUUUUUUUUUUAAGAAGUUUUAUUUUCGUGGCGCUUUAUGCAAAUAGGAAUUUUGAGAAUUUAUCAGUGGUUAAAUUCUUCAUUGGUCUAUGCUUGCGUUUUGUAACUUGAGAGGUUUUCUUUGUGUUUUUUUUUUUUUUUUUUUUUUUAACAACGCCAUUAGUUCCUGCUGUUAAUAGCUUUUGAAAUUCCACAGAUGAUAUUGUCAGUAGCUAGGGUUUGGCUUUUUUUUGUUGUUUUUUUUUUUGUCUUUGCAAUGUAAUUCAGGUGAGUUUUCAUGCUUUCAUGAUAAGGGCUAAUUAAGGGUAAAGCUGAUGGAAUGGAAGGAACUCCAGUGAGACUACAGAGCAAUAGGUGCAAUGAAGUGAGAAGCUGAAUCAGGGAGACAGUGUGUGCUUCUUGAUGGGUGGGAGUGGUCGGGCGGUUCUUGUCACCACAGGUUUAGGAUUCGGUUUCAGGUUAGUUUUGGGUCUGGUUUUGAAGGCGUUUUAGACACACACCCCACAAAUGUUGAUGCUUUUAUUGAUAUUUUAAUGUGUUCAGAACACCACGAGGAACUCCGAAGCAAAGACUGUAGAAAACAUGCAGCUACAUCAGUUCCAUUCCCUUCUGUUGUAUUAAAACAAGACCGCCAUGUUUGCGACCAGUAAAAAGUGAAAAAGUGCAACAAGAGGCUUUCUCCCAGAACAAUAAUCUCAGACCUACAUUGCAGGCUAAAAAAAAAACAACAAAAGUAAAGAGAAUUUUUCCACUAGAAGUUAUACCCAGUUUGUCCUGUAAGUGUAGUAAUCUUUCAACAGUUAAAGUGUAGUUAUGUAUGUAUUAUUAUUUUUUUAAUUAUUAUUAUAAAAUUGUGCCCUGUUUACUGCCGAGACAAAUCAAAGCUGCUGUGAUCCAAUUCAGUUUCACCCUCGACCUGCUGCUGCGAUUGAUCAUUAAAUGGAGAAACAGUAAUGUUUUCUGUGGUAUUUGGACAGGAUUUACAUCAGAAAAUUAAUCUAAACCACCAAGUCUAGCACAUCUAUCUAUACUAAUAUUAAGAUGGCUGGCUGAUACUUUGUACUUUGCGUUUGUUGAUGUGAACAACAGCGCAACCAACACCACAUGAUCAAUAAUAAAAUGAUUAGCUGUUGAGCUGUUGGGCAAGUAGCUUGUUAAUCAGCUACUCCAUGUAAUGAACAGAAAAGUCCUGCAGAAGGUUUGUUGCAGCCAGUGCUGUCAAUCACUUCAUUCCUAAUGAUGAAGCAGAAUAUAUACAGCUGUGGAAAAAAAUUAAGAGACCACUUCAAUUUCGGGUUUCUCUGAAUGUAAAGAAAACAAGUUCAUAUUCAUAAAGUUUUAGGAGUUCAGAAAUCAUCGAUAUUUGGUGGAAUAAUCCUGUUUUUUAAUCACAGUUUUCAUGCAUCUUGGCAUGUUCUCCUCCACCAGUCUUACACACUGCUUUUGGAUAACCUUAUGCCACUCCUUGUGAUCAUCCAUCUUUCUCUUGAUUAUCUUUCAGAGGAUUUCAGUUUGGUAAAAACUGUAUUUAAUGACAGAUUUCUGGGUUGAAUGAAGAAUGUUCCAAUGUUAGCAAAGGAAAGCCCGACUAAAGUUGAAAUUACACACUGGAGAUGGAAAGAAGAGGAAAAAUUAAGUGGAACCACAUAGUGAUGAGUUUAGUACUUUAACAGGCCAGCGAAGACACCUUGAAUUGUGGUGGCUUCACUUCAGACUGAGAGACUAAAUUGCACUCGCUGUCUGUGCUUUCUACAGUCAUUGCUCAUAGGAAGUAAGAGCAGGCUUCUUCUUUGUAUAUUUGUUUGUGUGUAUGUAUGUAUGUACAUACAGUAUGUAUACACUUACAAAUAUGUAUGUAUAUAUAUUUUUUCCUGUAGGUGAUGCUGGAGUGAAUCUCCUGUAUGCUAGUGUGGACCACAGUCAUGGAUUGAAAUGUGGAGUUGCAGUUGAGCAGUUGAUGUGAAAGUUGUCGCAGAACUCGUAAUUCUUAAACGUUUUCACAAGCAUCUCUCGUUUUAUGCAAACGUGUUGGUUCGGUGCAACAGAAACGGCAGGGGCUCGGCUUCUCCUCGGACCCUGUUCUUAUAAAGCACUUACGUUUAUUUGGUGGUUGUGCCCCACUUGGUUUCUACGUUUAUGGCCAGAAUUUUGUCCCAUUUCUGGAUGAAACAUCUUCCUUUGUAUUAUAUUCCCUUUAAUAACGGUGAUCGGUUUGUUCUGUCUGUGCUGUUUAUCAUUAUCAGAACACUUGAAUCCUGAGAGGUGGUGCAGCUUGAGAAUAGCAUCGGUCCGUGCUGUACCCACGGAGGGUACAAGUCAUUAUCUUGCUAGUGCCACAAAAAUCACUUAAGAGUUUUUUUUUUUUUUUUUUUUGUUAUGGUUAUUAUUAUUAUUUCACUUGUGUCUGGAUUUAUAGGAGAAACACUCGUUCUUGGCUUGGAAGUUUGUGCCAGUGUUGCACUACUAUACAUUCUUCUGAUUCUGUUUCAACGAUUAUAUUAUAGACGAUAAGCCCUGUCUACAUGUAUUAAACGUAGGUUUGGAUACUAUAGCAGAACUCGUGACGGUCAAUGUCCAUUUCUCUCUUAGCGUGAUGGUGGUAAUAUCAACACUUAUUAUAUUUAGUCGAGCAUUUCUGAUUUUAUGUAAUGAAACGUGUAUGUUUAUAUCAGUACAAACACUAAGGUUUGGCUGUAUUGCCUAGAAGUUCCACAAACACAUACACACACUGUGUCCAAAAGUUUGUGGAUGCCUGCUUGCUCAAUGUUAUUUAAAAAAAAAAAAAAAAAAAAGUAUGGGCAAAUAUGGAGUUUGUCCCUGCUUUGCUUCAUCUACUUCUGUAGAGAUUUUACACUAGAUGUUGGAACAUUGCUGUAAGCCAUCCUGAAGGAGGCUGUUGGUCCAUCACCCCAGAGAAGGCAGUUCCACUGAUCCACAGCACAGCCCAAGACUUCUAUGACUGGUAGUUGUUUGGGGGGGGGGGGGCUUUACACCCCCCUAGCCAACACUUCCUGAUGGGCAUUUUAACCAUAGCCUCAGGUGUCCCCACCUGUGAAGCUUAUUAUUAAGCUUACAACAAACCCUGUGUCUGUCAGCAGCAGUGGGUGAGUUCACUAAUUAGAAGAGGUGUCUGGACACUUUUGGACACAUUCUAUAUUUUAUAUUAGCAUUAAAAUAAAACACUACCAGAUUACAGUAUCCCAAUGUCAUGUAUUCCAGAAAGAUGCUCAAGUCAUUCACGUGUUUUCCAGAGGAGCUUGUCCAGCCCUUGAAUGAAUCUUGAUGGUUAGGUUUUUUUUGUUUGUUUGUUAGUUUUUUGGAAACGGUCCUCUCUGGGUCAGUCUGCUGAACCUGCUGAGAUCCUGCAGCUUUUCCGGUUGUUCAAGCACCACGUUCCUGGUACUCUGAGAUGAGCUGAACACUAAUUAAUGGAAAAGAUGCUUUUGCUUGAGGUCCACACGGACGUGAUAUAUAUAUAUAUAUAUAUAUAUAUAUAUAUAUAUAUAUAUAUAUAUAUAUAUAUAUAUAUAUAUAUAUAUAUAUAUAUAAAAUAUGAAGCUAAUGUUUUUUUUCUUCUUCUUCUAUUGCUGAUACAUUACCUGAACACUUGUAUGUAGGAUCACUUAAUAUAAAGGAUUUUUUUUUUUGUAGUGGUGUAUAAAAUCAAAGUAAUGAUUUUUUUUUUGUUGUUGUUCUUUUGCUCUUUUUAAGCAUACCAAAUGUAAAUGCUGUACUAUAAUGAGUGUGCCAAUUCCCUUUCUUUGUAGAGCCAGACUCUUUUAACAAGUGCCAAUAUUGUGUAAAAUCAUUUAAAAAGGACUUGGGUCUAUGUAUUUUAUGGUCCUGUUUUUAAGGCAAGCCAAUACCAAGUAUGUGAUUAAGUUAAAAAAAAAAAAAAGACAGUUUUGUUUCUUUAUUUAAGGUUAAAGAUGAUAAACUGCUGUUUUUAAAUGAAACGACAUCCUAAAUGCAUGUAUUAGUUUUGCUGGGGAGGGUUGGGUGGCCUAACUGUUGAUCAUUUACAGUAUUUUAGCCAUAUUUCUCUUUUUGUACGUUUUCAUUUCAACCACUGUUGCCUGAACCUCAUUCAAACAUGAAAACGAUUUUCAUAACCUUCUCCUUGAAAGAAAAAUUAUCUGUUUCAAAUUGGAAUAAACUUUGUUCCUAUA